GCGAUGGAGAAGGACAACGCAAGUUCUCCCGAAGGCUUCGUCCUGGUGGGCUUCUCUGACCGUCCGCGCCUGGAGCUGGUCCUUUUCGUGGUGGUCCUCACUUUCUACCUGCUGACUCUCUUUGGCAACAUGACCAUCAUCUUGCUGGCAGCUCUGGACUCCCGCCUGCACACGCCUAUGUAUUUCUUUUUGGCCAACCUCUCAUUCCUAGACAUGUGUUUCACCACAGGCUCCGUCCCCCAAAUGCUCCACAACCUGCGGGGCCCAGAUAAGACCAUUAGCUACCUGGGUUGCGCCACUCAGCUCUACUUCGUCCUGGCUCUGGGGGGCGUGGAGUGCGUCCUCCUGGCGGUCAUGGCCUAUGACCGCUACGCUGCCAUCUGCAGGCCCCUGCACUACGCGGUCAUCAUGCACCCACGCCGCUGUGGGAAGCUGGCGUCCGCGGCCUGGCUGAGCGGCUUUGGCAACUCUCUCGUAAUGGCACCCCAGACGUUGCUGCUGCCCCGCUGCGGGCACCGACGGGUUGAUCACUUUCUCUGCGAGAUGCCGGCGCUCAUCGGCAUGGCCUGUGUCGACACCAUGGCCCUGGAGGCUCUGGCAUUCGCUCUGGCGGUCUUUAUCAUUCUGGCGCCCCUCAGCCUCAUCCUCGCCUCGUACGCGUACAUUGCGCGGGCCGUGCUGGCGAUCAAGUCAGCCGCCGGGCGAAAGAAAGCCUUCAACACCUGCAGCUCCCACCUAAUCGUCGUCUCCCUCUUCUACGGCACAAUCAUAUACAUGUACCUCCAGCCAGCAAACACUUACUCCCAGGACCGGGGCAAGUUCCUCACUCUCUUCUACACAAUUGUCACUCCCAGUGUUAACCCCCUCAUAUACACGCUGAGAAACAAAGACAUCAGAGAGGCCGUGAAGAAGGUUCUAGGGAAGGGGGGUGCGGACACAUAG
Pteronotus mesoamericanus is the source of this 942-nucleotide messenger RNA. RefSeq names its product putative olfactory receptor 2W6. The record is from RefSeq and is a predicted model, not a curated record. Gene Ontology annotation, biological process: detection of chemical stimulus involved in sensory perception of smell; G protein-coupled receptor signaling pathway. Bases 4 to 942 code for a protein of 312 amino acids. The transcript has a single exon. NCBI's taxonomy places the organism in Eukaryota, Metazoa, Chordata, Mammalia, Chiroptera, Mormoopidae. Gene Ontology annotation, molecular function: G protein-coupled receptor activity; olfactory receptor activity. Gene Ontology annotation, cellular component: plasma membrane.